Molecule: messenger RNA, 930 nt
Organism: Effrenium voratum
Lineage: Eukaryota; Dinophyceae; Suessiales; Symbiodiniaceae
Source: the annotation of a GenBank genome assembly
AUGGGCUCCGGCUGCUUAAGUCACCCAGUGGUGACGGAGGCCGCCCAGCAGAGCUGCCAGGGCGAAGUGCGAGACCAGGACAUCGUGGCCUUCUGCAAGGGCUGCUUCCAGAAGCUGUCCUCGCUCGACUUCUCCAAACACGUGGACGUCUUCGAGGCAGUUGGCGGCGGUGGGGCCAUCACCUUGGUCUACGUGCACGGGGGCGGUGGAAGCCGCGAGAUGUUCAAACCCCACGCCCGCGCCAUGGCAGCGAAGAACUUCAGGUGUGUGCUCAUGGAUCUGCCGGGCCACGGCGCGCGCAUGGACGAAGAGCUGACCAUGAACUCGGCCCUCCAGGCCAUCGUCCAGGUCAUCCGCGAAUAUGCGCCACCCUCUGCAUCUGGCACGAAGCCGAUCUACAUCGGCGGGUCCCUGGGUGGCUACGUCGGAAUGGAGCUGCUUGGGAAGUUUCCGGAUCUGGUGUCCAUGGCCAUCAUCACCAUGUGCGGGCAGAACGUGGGCGUUGGCCGCGGCGCUGCUGCUUCCAUGGGGCUGUGGGCCUUUGAGACGAUCCUGCCACGGCUGGGCAGCAGGAAAAUCAUGAGUGCCCUCAUCGGAGAGAUCCGGAAGAACGGGCACUUGCCUGAAGAAGCCAUGAUGGAAUGCUCAUUUCGGCCUGGCAUGUUCUUCGGCCAAGCAAUGGCGCAGGUGCAGAUCUUGAAGGCAUCCGACCCGUCAGCGGCGCUGGGCAAGUUCCCUGGGCCCAUCCUCUUUGUCAACGGCAGCAAGGAUCACCGAGAUUCCGAGCACCUGUGGGUGGAAAAGUCUCAGAAGGGGCAGCUGAUCGUCUACGAGGGAGCAGACCACUUCUUCUCCCAUGACGAUCGGCAUAGCAAGCGCUUCGAAGAGGACUGCUACAACUUCAUCAAGCAGCAUGCAGCGAUCAGCUAG